AUGGCGAGCGACGAAGGAGAUCUCUUAUCAAAGAGCCUUGAAUAUGCGGUCGAAAGGGAAGGAGAGAGCUCUGCUCUGUGCAUCACCCUGUUACUAGGUCUCAACUGUGAGGAGGAUUAUCGAGUGAAAGCAGCGUCCGUCAGGGCUCUAGGGGUCUUUGUACUCUACCCAUGCCUUAGACAGGAUGUAUUGUUUGUAGCUGACACUGCUAAUGCCAUCUUGAGUUCUCUUCAAGACUCAUCUGUUAAUGUGAGAAUGAGAGCUACAUGGUCUCUUGGCAAUCUCAGUGAUGCUCUGCUUAUUAACCUAGAAUCCGAGGAUGAUGCUUUUGUAUCCCAAUUCUCAGACUUGUUGCUCCAAAAACUGUUUGAAGCAGCGAUACAGGCAGCAGGUGAUCAUGAUAAAGUCAAGUCGAAUGCAGUGAGAGGCCUAGGCAUGCUAGUACGCUUCAUGCAACCUCAUACAUUAGCUAAAUCCAGUUUUCAGACUCUCAUAGAGAAAGCUGUGAUGGCUCUGCUCAAGAACAUCAAUGGAGGUGCUGUCAAGGUGCGAUGGAAUGCAUGCUAUGCUCUGGGGAACAUGUUCCGUAACCCUAACCUUGGCCUUGGGACGGCACCGUGGGGGUCAGAGGUCUACAGGUCACUCAUUAAGGUCAUCACAGAGUGUAAGAACUUCAAGGUGCGGAUCAAUGGUGCCCUAGCGCUCUCCAUCCCAUCCAAGAGACUUGAUUACGGUUCCAUCGAUCAGUUCACCAGGGUGUGGUCCUGUCUGGUCCAAGCCACGGCGGUCAUCGGUCAGGUGUCAGAGAUAUCUGAGCUGAAGUACAGAGAUACACUUCGAGAUCAGUUAUGUCAAACCAUAAUCCAUCUUGCCCUGCUGGUUGAUGGAGAUGACCUUUCCGACCUUAAUCCCAUCUUGCAAGGCAACGUGGACAUGAUGCAGUCCAACAUCCAGAAGUUUUCAUCUACGAGCAGUACAGCCUCCACUGGACAGAAGCCACAUGGGAACGAUGUUGCUCCAGUCAGGGAACAUCUCAGCACGCUGGAAGACAUCCAAGGUCUGGAGCCCGGAGCCAGAGAAGCUUUGGAGAUGCUGCAACAGGUCUUUGUUGCCAUGACGACCGAGGUGAUGCUGGAUGACACCGAUCCCCAGAGCAUGAGUUCGGGAGGAGGGAUUCCACUGGAUUGAAACCCUGUUUACAUUGCCAUCUUAAUUGGUUCUCUCUGUCUCCAAAACUAAUUUUGCAAGAUGUGUUUCCUCUGAUGGGCACUUUUACAUUUGAUGUGACCCUGUUUAUAGUUGAAAUACUACUCUUUGCACUAGGGAUCUGGAUUAGCAUUUGAGGGUCUGUAAAUCAUGGGCUCCGUGUUGAAAGUAUUACAUUUUAUAGGUCCAGAAUUAGAAUUUGAGGGGGUAGGGGGAGGCUCACAGUAAUGUUACAUAUUCAUUAUUCAUGGAAAAUAGUCAACCAUGUUUAGUCCAAACACAUAGUUCAACACUUUACAUUCUUGGAUGGGAUUUGCCACUACGGCACAGAAGGAUUUAAAAAGUGCAAGGACUUAUGGGUUAUGUAUAUCGAAUGCAAGAUUAAAAUGACUGUGUAUGUCUCUGAAAGGCUUAGGAAUAUGGAUUACGUUCCUGAUGAGCUUAACUUCAUAGGACAGUGUUUUGAUAUAUGUCUCAUGUGCAGUACUUAAAACAAUAACAACUAUUCCCCAAUCCCUCUCUCUCUCUCUCUUUCUCUCUCUCUCUCUCUCUCUCCCUCUCUCUCUCUUUAUUCAGUAGUAUUGUUGCUACUCUCUAUUCUGUUGCUACUCCUUGUACUGUUUUAUUGUUAAAAUGAAGGUAAAGAUGGAUUAACAUUGUGAUUUUAAAUUUGAAUUAAUUCUUGGGUUAAGGAACCCUCUCUCACUUGCUCCCUCUCUCCCUCUCUCUCUCUCUCUCUCUCUCUCUCUCUCUCUCUCUCUCUCCUUGUGCUAUCGAAGACUUCUCAUUCUUUCAUUUAUUACAUGUCUGUUGAGACUACAAUAAUGAUUUACAUGCAAUGAUGUGAGAACUUUCUUUCUUAGUAAGGGAACAGCUGCUAUGCAAUGGUGACAUUUUUGUUCCAUGCAUUUGCGCUUUAUAUGUGUCUGCGCCUAGAAGAGCAAGCCACACAACAUCAAUAUGUAAGUUGCGAUGAUGAUGAUACUUAUACUGUUUUCGAAACAAAAUAAUAAGCAUUCAUUAUGUGGAAACCAAAAUUUUAUGUAUUCCUUAUUCUUUUGUGUUAUUCCAUUUUUCCAUUCAACUAUACUGUAAAAAGAGAAAGUUUGUGUGAAGUGCGGAAAGCAGUAUUUUAAUUCAUUCAUUUUAUAGCAUGGGUAUCUGGAAAGCCUCUGGUUGUGUACUAUUUAAAUUAUCUAUCAGAGGGUUGUAGAUUUGUGUCUUAAGUUUAAGGGAAUGUGAAAGACUAAGCUCUGAAAUUUAAAAGAAGUGACCAAAUGAUUCUUUGCCACUAUGCAUGUACUUAACAUGUCAAACACAGAGCCUGAGAUAAAUUGGGCUGAGGUCUUUGGGAAAUGUGUGUUAUAUUAAAUUAAAAACAUAUCUUAAGGGUAAAUGGUGUAAAGCAAUGUUAUUUCAGGAUCCUAAUGUGAGCAUGUCGAAUUUAUGAUCUUCUUCUUCCGUCCAGUGUGUUAGCUUUGAUGUGUGUUAUUUUUGAGGUAAAAUUUCUUUAGUUGAUGUGGCAAAGUGUAAACAAACAAAUUGCUUGAAACUCUGCUAUACUGUUAUGAAUAUGCAAAUUAUUGGAUUGGAAUAUGUUAAUUCCAAGGGAAUAUCUAAAUUCCAAGGGAAUAUGUUAAUUCCAAGAGAUGACGUGUUGUUAGAUGAUCAAGCUAAUAAACCACAAAUCAAAGGUAACAAAUCGUCCGAUUUCGUCUUGAUUUUCGAAUGUAUUAAUUUAAUUCUAAGUUGUUGUAGGGGAAUAUGUAAUCUAAUUGAUACUAAUACAUCUAGACAAUUAAUUUGUAAAUUUCUAAAAUCUAGUAAAAAUAUUGACCACCAGUACACAGGAUCUCAAAAUGAACUGACUUAUGCAAUAAUGCCUUUGUCAUACUUCAGUCAUCACCCUUGUGAAAAGCGGGGGCUGUCAAAUUUAGGUCCAAAUUCUGAAGUUCAAGUCCAUUAACUAAACUGAAUAUAUAUUUCAAUUACUCUUCUCAGUACGUGGAUUCCGAUUUAUCAUCAGCAAAGGAUGCAUUUAAUUAGGUUUUGUUUAAAUUUGUUGGUAUAAGAACGUUAUUUGUCAUAAUUCAGAAAUGUGACGUUAGUUUCUGUAGAAUAUCUAAGUACAUCCUCCAAGAGGUGUAUAAUGUCAAUAGAUUUUCAUAACCUAUUUAGUUGAAGAGUGCUGCAGAUUUUCUUUAUUAUAAAUUGAAUUUAUCAAACGAAUAAAAUAAACGUGACUGUAUUAUUA
Strongylocentrotus purpuratus (purple sea urchin) is the source of this 3460-nucleotide messenger RNA. Its product is annotated as HEAT repeat-containing protein 6-like. The record is from RefSeq and is a predicted model, not a curated record. The transcript has 9 exons. NCBI's taxonomy places the organism in Eukaryota, Metazoa, Echinodermata, Echinoidea, Camarodonta, Strongylocentrotidae. Bases 1 to 1188 code for a protein of 395 amino acids.